UUGACAGAAGAUCGCACGGAUUAUGAAUGAGUUUUCGUCGAUGUUGUCGUAAAAAUUGGAGUUUUUCCAAUUUCUAAUUAAAAUUACAAUAGGUUAAUAAACUAAAAUUAGUUAGCAAACCGUUAUCCGUGUAAUUAACUCAUUGUUUCACAGAAAAUGCAUGCCUGUCGACAGUUGCUAUACAGUCCCGCGCGGUGGAAAUGUGCAAUUCCGUCUAACUUGCCAGUUUCCCUCAAACCGACUGUCCUCUCAGCAAAAUAUGAUCACUACAGAGUCCCAGAAUGCCGGAGUUACUCAGCACGGAAAGGCUUCUUCUCCUCCAUCGUGGAGAAUAUCAAAGAAGAUAUUGCGAAGAAUAAAGAGAUGAAGGAAAGCAUAAAGAAGUUCAGAGAAGAAGCGCAGAAAUUGGAAAACUCUGAAGCGCUGCAGGCAGCGCGGAAAAAGUUCCAUGCAGUGGAGUCAGAAGCGUCGAAGGGCUCAGAGGUGCUGAAGGAGACAAUAGAGGGUAUCAAGGGCAAGGUGGAACAUGUUUUGGAGGAGGCCAGCAAGACUGACAUAGCUAAGAAAGCUGGUAAGCUGUCGGAAGAUAUCUCGAAGACGGCCAAGGGCGCGGCGGAGAGUAUCGCAGACACGGGCCACAAGCUUGGACAGACUUCUGCAUUCAGAACUAUAUCGCAAGCGACUGACAUAGUGAAGAACGAGAUAUCACCGAAAGGACUCGAAGGACGUGUAUACACGUCGCCCAUCUCAUUACGGAAACGAGUUGAGGUAGCAGCGGACGAGCGUACGUUUGAGCCAGACACGCACACCACAGGCGUGGAGCUGCACCGGGACUCCAAGUUCUACCAGCAGUGGGAGGACUUCAAGAACAACAAUCAGUAUAUCAACAAGGUAUUAGACUGGAAGAUCAAAUACGAGGAAUCUGACAACCCGGUGGUGCGCGCGUCCCGCUUCGUGACCGACAAGAUGAGCAGCCUGUUCGGGAACCUGUUCGAGAAGACUGAGCUCUCCAAGACCCUCACGGAAAUCUGCAAAAUCGACCCCUCCUUCACCUCGCAAAAGUUCCUCGAAGACUGCGCCAACGACAUCAUACCGAAUAUUCUAGAAGCCAUGGUCAGAGGAGACCUAGACAUUUUGAAAGACUGGUGCUACGAGGGAGUGUUCAAUAUUCUUGCCACGCCUAUAAAACAGUGCAAACAGUUAGGGUACCACCUGGACUCGAAGAUCUUGGAUAUAGAACAGAUAGAACUAGUCAUGGGUAAGAUGAUGGACCAGGGCCCGGUGCUAGUCAUCACAUUCCAAUCACAGCAGAUAAUGUGCGUGAGAGACUCGAAGAACAACGUGAUCGAGGGCUCCCCGGACAAGGUCAUGAGGGUGAACUACGUGUGGGUGCUGUGCCGGGACCCACAGGAGCUCAACACGAAGGCGGCGUGGAGAUUACUCGAAAUGUCCGCCAACAGUGUCGAACAGUUGAUAUAGUUGUAGUAGUUGAAUUAAAUCGUUGGACCAUC
Molecule: messenger RNA, 1511 nt
Organism: Pectinophora gossypiella (pink bollworm)
Lineage: Eukaryota; Metazoa; Arthropoda; Insecta; Lepidoptera; Gelechiidae
Product: mitochondrial import inner membrane translocase subunit TIM44
Exons: 8
Coding region: 157-1479 (440 amino acids)
Biological process (GO): protein import into mitochondrial matrix
Cellular component (GO): mitochondrial inner membrane
Molecular function (GO): protein-folding chaperone binding
Source: RefSeq, a predicted model, not a curated record